AUGGAACCAGAGCUGACAGUCAACAAGACCAAUGUGUUUAAUUACAUCCAUCCCUGCUACGUAUUAGAUAAUGCAACUUAUAUAUUUACAAGUAAUCCUUCAAUUGUAUGCGUUGCUUUGUAUGUUUUUCUCGGCUUAUUGUCUGUUUGCACAAUAUGCGGAAACCUUCUUGUGAUAAUCGCUGUCAUUUACUUCAGACAGCUCCACAGCCCGACUAACUACCUCAUUCUGUCUUUAGCUGUGGCCGAUCUGCUUGUGGGGAUUCUAGUUUUCCCUUUCAGUAUGGCGUUCACUGUGUUCUCCUGUUGGUAUCAUGAAGGCCUGUUUUACAGAUACUAUGCAGUGUGCCAGCCUCUGACUUACAGAAGUAAAAUAAACCACCAUGUUAUUGGCAUCAUGAUCCUGGCAAGCUGGGGUGUUUCUGCACUAAUAGGAAUUGGUAUCACAAUUGCAGGAUUUAAUCAAGGAAAAUGUGAAGAAAGCUGUUUAAUGGAUGCUUUGAUAUCAACCACCCUGGGGUGCAUAUUUUCCUUCAUUAUCCCCAUCAUUGUUAUGCUUAGUAUCUACUUAAGAAUAUUUCUUGUCGCACAGAGACAAGUACGGAUCAUCCAGACUACAACAUGUCAGAGUACAAAGUCAGGAACUGUCAGUAAAAUGGAGAGAAAAGCUACCAAAACUCUGGCUAUAGUUAUGGGAGUUUUUAUUCUAUGUUGGACACCUUACUUCAUUUACAUCAUUUUUCAGCCUUUGACCUUUGGUGUAACUCCGAUUGCUGUGAUCGAAACACUAAACUGGCUUACGCUUUCUAAUUCAAUGCUUAAUCCUUUCAUCUAUGCUUUCUUUUACAGCUGGUUCAGAACAGCUUUUAGACUGAUCAUCACCGGAAAGAUAUUUCAUGGUGAUUUUACCAACACAAAACUGCUUUGA
Molecule: messenger RNA, 927 nt
Organism: Dunckerocampus dactyliophorus (ringed pipefish)
Lineage: Eukaryota; Metazoa; Chordata; Actinopteri; Syngnathiformes; Syngnathidae
Product: trace amine-associated receptor 1-like
Exons: 2
Coding region: 1-927 (308 amino acids)
Biological process (GO): G protein-coupled receptor signaling pathway
Cellular component (GO): membrane
Molecular function (GO): trace-amine receptor activity
Source: RefSeq, a predicted model, not a curated record